Molecule: messenger RNA, 2295 nt
Organism: Phyllostomus hastatus (greater spear-nosed bat)
Lineage: Eukaryota; Metazoa; Chordata; Mammalia; Chiroptera; Phyllostomidae
Gene: CRLS1
Product: cardiolipin synthase 1
Exons: 7
Coding region: 152-1060 (302 amino acids)
Biological process (GO): cardiolipin biosynthetic process
Cellular component (GO): membrane; mitochondrion
Molecular function (GO): cardiolipin synthase activity
Source: RefSeq, a predicted model, not a curated record
UGUAUAAGAGGAACGUGCUGGGGUUUAAAAACAAGUAUGGAAGUGUCCGAGGUCCUUGGAGAUUUAGGGCAGUUGAUGGAGAAGUGGCUCGUCGGUGCCCCAGGCUGCUAAACUCUUGCUGCCUUCGUUGCCGCGGCGUAGCCGCAGGGCCAUGCUGGCUUCGCGGGUGGCGCGUGGCUCGUGGGGUGCCCUGCGCGGAGCCGCUUGGGCGCCGGGGGUGCGGCCAGGCAAGGGGCGCGCCCUCGGGGCCCUGCUGCCGCCCGCACCUAUCUGCCUGGGCUGCCUGGCGGAACGCCGGUGGUUGCGCCCGGCCGCGUUCGGCCAGUGGCUGCCUGGGGCAGUCCCGCGGAGCCACUGUUCAGGCGCGGGGAAGGCGGCGCCCGGGCCCGCGGCCCAAGAGGGUGCCGCCGCCGAGGCCCGGGGCGGCCGGUGGGGCCCAGGGAGCGCCGCCAGCCUGUAUGAAAACCCGUGGACAAUCCCAAAUAUGUUGUCAAUGACAAGAAUUGGCUUGGCCCCAGUUUUGGGCUAUUUGAUUAUUGAAGAAGAUUUUAGUAUAGCGCUAGGAGUUUUUGCUUUAGCUGGACUAACUGAUUUGUUGGAUGGAUUUAUUGCUCGAAACUGGGCCAAUCAAAAAUCAGCUUUGGGAAGUGCUCUUGAUCCACUUGCUGAUAAAAUACUUAUCAGUAUCUUAUAUGUUAGCUUGACCUAUGCAGAUCUUAUUCCAGUUCCACUUACUUAUAUGAUAAUUUCAAGAGAUGUAAUGUUGAUUGCUGCUGUUUUUUAUGUCAGAUAUCGAACUCUUCCAACACCGCGAACACUCUCCAAGUAUUUCAAUCCUUGCUAUGCCACUGCUAGGUUAAAACCAACCUUCAUUAGCAAGGUAAACACAGCAGUCCAGUUAAUCUUGGUGGCAGCUUCUUUGGCAGCUCCGGUUUUCAAUUAUGCUGACAGCAUUUAUCUUCAGAUACUGUGGUGUUGCACGGCUUUCACCACCGCUGCAUCAGCUUACAGCUACUAUCAUUACGGUCGGAAAACGGUUCAGGUGAUAAAAGACAGUUGAAGGUCAUGCAUCAUUGUUAGCAAGGAAGCAAUAUACAUCAUCGGCGGCAGGGCCAGGAGAAAUCUACAGGAGUUUCCCUCUUUUGGUGUUCAUCUUGAAAAAGGACUUGUCACAACAAACCAUGUCAUCAAUAUUUAAGUAAUGGCAUUGAAAAUAAGCUUGAUCAUGGGCAUAUGCAGAAUUUUCAAUGUAUUUUUAAAUACAAAUAAAACUAUCAUUUAGAAUUUUUUAAGUUUCUUGAUUAGCUUAUAAGGAACCAAUUAAUUCCAAUUAUUGUCAGUCAUUUUUUAAAUGUUUUUUUAAAAAAUAGUCCAAAGCAUGGAAAUGUCUCUUUAAUAAAUUUUAGGUUGCUCACAAAGCACUAGGGAAUUUCCUGCAUUUAAAUAUAUAGGCUAUACAACGUGGCUACACAAUUUUAUGUUUAAUUUGAUUGGUGUACAUAUUAAUAGUUCCUGUGGUUAAUAUUUGAUCAUUUAGGAUAAUGACAGUAAAGGUAGCUUAGUUGUGGAUGGAGUAACCUUAUAAAGGGGUUAUGAAGAUCAAAAUAUACCGAGAUCAAAAUAUGAAGAUCAAAAUAUACACUGAACAUGAUGUUCAGUAGUCUUCCAACCUCUCAGGUGCCUAAUAGUUUAUGUAUCAGGAUAACAAGUAACAGAGGUAGGUGGAACAUGAAGACAUCCAUGAGCCUACACCAUCCAAGAGGCAGUGGAUUAUAUCAUGCCUUCCCACUGUAUUUCUAUCAUGGUAAUGUUUGUAUGAUACCAGAACCUGUACUUAUAUGUUUGUAAAUAAUACAAAACUAUUUUUUCAAGUUUUUUAAACUUUGGGGAAAUUUUUUUUGUUGAGAUGUUAAAAGAAUAAAAAAGCUGGGAAAAAAUGUACCUUCAUCUUGGGUUGUUUGUAUAGCAUAUUGUAGUCAUUUGUUGUGUAGGUUUUCUGAUUCCUGAAGUUUGUUCAGAUGUGUCACUUGCACUUACAUUGUAAAAAUAAUUGGUUUGGGACCUUCUGACGUAAAAGUCCUUACUCUCACUACCAGCACGUUCAGGAGAAUGGGAGAUACAGGGAGAAGGAAGAGGAAGACAAGGGCUGGUGCUGGUGUUCCCUCUUAUCAGUGGAGGUCAGUUGCUACCAGUUGUGCUGGGUUCUAACCCAAGAAUAAUGUGAAAUUAUUUAAUGUGAUUAUCUAAACAACCUGUUUACCUGUGUUCAAUUAAAAUGGGAAGUUAUAAGAAAAA